This is a messenger RNA of Megachile rotundata (alfalfa leafcutting bee), 3736 nucleotides long. RefSeq names its product Inositol hexakisphosphate kinase (gene Ip6k). Gene Ontology annotation, cellular component: cytoplasm; nucleus. The record is from RefSeq and is a predicted model, not a curated record. Lineage: Eukaryota; Metazoa; Arthropoda; Insecta; Hymenoptera; Megachilidae. Gene Ontology annotation, molecular function: inositol hexakisphosphate kinase activity. Gene Ontology annotation, biological process: phosphatidylinositol phosphate biosynthetic process; inositol phosphate biosynthetic process.
AUAAAUAUGUAAGUAAGUAAUUAAUUUUCUUUGAUCGUUUUACGUGACAAACUGUUAGAGAUGGCGUUUCACAUUUUCAUUUCAUGUCGAAAAAGAAGGUACAACUUGCAUCUCUCUGUGUCUCUGAGCCUGCGCUAAUCAUAGCAUAGCACAGCUGAUCCCGUAAUGUCACAUGCUGUAACGCGCUAUACAUUGCUAACUAUGAAAUAGUAACUGUGAGAGAACGGUAUAAACACUUUAGAGCCUAACUUACACGCACUCGUAGAAAUUCAAGCGUUUCUGAUACGUGGUGAAGUAUUUAAGAAAAAAUGUACCAAUAAAAUUGUUCGUUGAUGUUAGAUGGGUGCGAAAUAUCGAGAGGAUAUCGACAAACGCAGAAGUAUAAAUCGUAUGAACAAUAUCCGUUGGUUUGUGAGUCCUAAUUGUUGAACUAUAGUCAGCGGUUAUGGUAUAUUUAUCGGGUGUCUGGGGUAUGGGAGAGACUAAAUCGGAGUGCCACAGUACAAAUAGUUCUUCCUCCUUUCUGCAGGAAAAUGACGAAGAAGUUGCGUUGUUACCACUUAAAAAUCAGGUUGGCGGACAUACAAGAUUACUUCUACUCAAUCAAAAUACUAUUUGCAAACCAUUAAACUGCAGGGAACUCGAUUUUUAUCAAAACAUUCCACAAGAUAUACAGAUCUUUGUUCCAAAAUUUAAAGGAGUUCUUCAAGCUUCCAAUAGCGGCGAGAUAACAUUGGAUAAACGGUACAGUCCUAGCUUCCGAGAACAAGAUAAUAGACAAGGACACGGUUCAACAAAAAGGAAACGAGAUGAUGUGCUAAGGAUGAAAAUUCAUCGCGAUAACACUUUAACGGGAAUAUUAAAACCAGGAGUGCAUUUGGACAAUGCAUCGAACAGACAGUAUUUCCUUCUGCUGGAAAAUAUAACGUCCCAAUAUACUCACCCGUGUAUAUUGGAUUUAAAAAUGGGAACCAGACAACACGGUGACGAUGCAUCAGCCGAAAAACGUAAUAAACAAAUUGCAAAGUGUGCUGCCAGUACAUCAGCUUCUUUGGGUGUUAGACUAUGCGGAAUGCAGGUGUACCAAGCAGAUACCAAUCAUUACGUGAAAAAAGACAAGUAUUGGGGCAGAGAAUUGAACGAAGAAGGCUUCAAAGCAGCGUUGUAUCGCUUUUUUCAUAACGGUUUUUGCUUACGAACAAUGGUUAUCGAAAAAGUGGUGUCUCGGUUAGAACAAUUACGACAUGCCAUCGAAAGGCAAAGUAGCUAUCGAUUUUAUUCGUGUUCGUUAUUAGUUGUUUACGAGGGUUGUCAAACGGACGAUUUGUCGGGACUCGGCCGGUCUUCGUCUACGUUACGAAUGGAAGAAGAAUCGAGCGAUUCUAGUUUCAUCGACGACUGUCCACAUAGUUCGGAAGCGUGUUACGACGGCGAUACAAGUAAUAGUUCUACAGACUGUAAUCUUUCGAUUCAAGAAGAAAUCGGCCGAACGACUUUACACAGGGAAUUUGACGAAACAACAUCUAGAGAGGCGAAAAAUAUAACGAAUUUUUAUCCCACAAGCAGCGAGGAGACCGUUUUCGUCGAAUCUACGAACAGCUUGAUCGACAAAAUGCUCCGAACUCCCAGAUACGAACAGUGGAUGCUUUACGGUACUGCCAAUGAGGAGUUUUGUUUCGGACAGAGUUCGGCUAGCGUGGAAGAUGUCGGCUCCGACACGGAUGUUGUAUCGGAUUGUGGGCCUAAACGGCAAAGGCACGAACAUCGGUUGUUUCGUCUUUACGACAAAAAACAGGAAGAAAUCGAAUAUGCCAGUGUGUCGAACAGGUAUACGUCCUACCCUUGUCGGACGAAGACGAAAGAAAAACCGCAAGAAGCUCGUGUCGAUGUCAGAAUGAUCGAUUUUGCGCAUACGACGUUUAUUCGUGGUUCAAACGUGGCUUGUAACUCGAGUUCCAUGGUCCACCAAGGGCCAGAUUGUGGUUUCUUAACCGGUCUCGACAGCUUAAGGCGCCUUCUCCUCGAAAUUUUAACCGAAGGGAAACACAGGUGGACCGAUAACGGUGAAAUGUUUCGCGGGUAUCGCACAAACGGACACAUGGCUGACGAAUCUCGCGUUCGUAUCGAAGACACUGGCGACCAAGUUUUCAGUACGAAACGUGGUUGGUUUCCGUGAGACCGAUCUGUACAUACGUGUUUCAAACGUUCCAUCUGUGCGUGUCGUGAACAUUCGUGAAAUACGCAGCUCGAGUGUCGCGUAAGCACAGUUUCGCUAAAAGUCUGCGAAUCGGCUAUAAUUGAUAUUGUAUUAUGUACACGCGCACACGCGUACGCCCGUGUACCACUUAAGGUGUUCCACUUAAUUCGAACAUUUCAAAUAUUUCCGCAGUUGUUGAUACUCCGAAAUGCUCGAGAGAAAAAUCGCGCUGUACGAUAAGGGAAAAACGCGUUGAUAGGCGAAUUAUUUUCAAGAAUUUCUCAAUUGCCGAUUCUGCGUCCUUUAAUAUGACGAAUCAUUAACAAUUACAAAGAUAUUUGUUAACGAGUCCUAAUCUUUCUGUGAAUGCGUCAUGUAUGUGUAUAUGCAUGUGCGUGUGUGUGUGCGUUACGCGUAUGAAUAUGAACGUAUGUAUGUAUGUAUGUAUAUAUACGUGCACUGUGAUACGUAUUUCUGCGUGAAUCCUGUUACGGGAGUAUUGUAUUAUACAGAGACAAUUCGUUGACUAGUGACCACUUCGAUAAAUGCCGAAAAUGUCUGAAUCGCGCCUCUCGCGCGGUUGUGCUAAAGAAAACUGGACUCUACAGUUAUAUGUACGUAAUAAUCGAUCAGAUUCUGCAUUUCUUCCGCUAGCCAACGAGUUAUAUUUGCAUAGUACAUAAUUAACGAUUGCAAACAAGCUGCAGAACCAACAGUUCUUUUUAAACGAACGUCCGCGAUUUAUCGUUUCUAGCGUCACGAUAGCUAAUACGAAGAAUCAUAAAUAGCAAAUUGAAAGAGAUGAUUUUACGAAAGAGAGGAGAAAUGAAAAGAAAAUUUCAUUACAAAACCGUUUUAGCGAGAAGAACGAAAUAUUCCGUUAUGAAUCCUUCUCUUACUUCUUCGUCGACUUACUACAACGAAAAUAGCGUUUUCAUUUUUGACCAUUGACCAAUAAUUCGCGUUGCCGUAGACAUUAUCGCGUGUAUUUAUUUGUAUUAUUAACAAAGUGGAACUAUUUAACGCCGCGUUUAACGCUAAACAAUAUUGUUAUGAAACGUUCAAUUGUCGACAUUUGCCGUAUAUUACGAAUGGAAAACUAUGAAAUGCGAUGCGACUGUAAAAAAUAGAAAUAAAAGUAAAAUAUACUUAAAAUUAAGAGAAAAUCUGAAUUUCUUGAUCGGAAAUACGAUGCGAAUGUAUUCGGAAUUUUAUACAAUACGUGUAUAAACAAAGAAAACGUCGUGGCUGAAAAAUGUCUAAAACGAAACAAUUAUGCUCUUUUAUUUAAUGUAAAAAUAUAUUCAUAAUUAAUGAUAACUAUUCGAUUGAUGAUAGUUGUUGCAUAAAAAAAUAACGAUAUAUACGUAAUAUACAACGUUAUGGUAUACAUAAACAUCUGUUAGUAAAGUCAAUUAUCUACUUUAAGUGUGUAUAAUUUACAAAUACAGUGGAAAGGAACUGCGAUGAAAAAUAAAAAAGAAAAAGGAAAAACAAUAUUACAACUAAUAGUUAAUUAAUAUUUAUAAAAUUAAAUUU